AUGGGAAUUCAAAUUAUAUUUCUCUUAGCUAUAACAACUCUUUUUAUCAAUGGUAUAUCUCGCAUCUCUGAGUCUCGUUCGGCUACGUUCACUGUUCAUAACAAUUGUCCCUAUACAAUUUGGCCGGCGCUUCUAACUAGCUCAGGACCCGCAGCAUCAACCACCGGUUUCGAGCUCCCUUCUCAAGCCACAUCAACCAUUAAUGCGCCAGCACCAUGGUCAGGUAGGAUUUGGGCACGCUUUCAAUGCUCCAAUAACAACAGAUUCAACUGUCAGAGUGGAGAUUGUGGCUCGAACCAAAUACCAUGCAACGGAAGAGGCGGAGCGCCACCAGCGACCUUGAUCGAGUUCACCCUUGCUGGAGGUGGAAACCUCGACUUUUACGACGUCAGCAUAGUGGAUGGUUUUAACCUUCCAGUGAUGGUUACUCCACGUGAUGGAUGCCCGUCAACGAGCUGUCCCGUGGACAUAAAUACUGCGUGUCCCGAUGAGUUGGCGGUAUAUGACAAUAAAGGAGGAAAGAUCGGGUGCAAGAGUGCUUGUUUAAGGUUUGGAACAUCGGAAUAUUGUUGUAGCGGAGACCAUGGGACGCCAAAAACUUGCCCGCCUAGCAAUUAUUCAAAAUAUUUCAAGAGCAAGUGUCCUCAAGCUUAUAGUUAUGCAUAUGAUGAUAAGAGUAGCACAUUUACAUGUCCUAAUGGUGGUGAUUAUAGUAUCACAUUCUGCCCAAUAUCCCCACCGCGAAAAUCGUCUACUUUUCCAACACACUAUUCCGAUUCGAGUCGGGUUUUGAUUCGAAUCGAAGACUCAUAA
Messenger RNA from Impatiens glandulifera, 813 nucleotides. Its product is annotated as thaumatin-like protein 1b. The coding region runs from base 1 to 813 and encodes 270 amino acids. NCBI's taxonomy places the organism in Eukaryota, Viridiplantae, Streptophyta, Magnoliopsida, Ericales, Balsaminaceae. The record is from RefSeq and is a predicted model, not a curated record. Gene Ontology annotation, cellular component: extracellular region. Gene Ontology annotation, biological process: defense response. The transcript has 3 exons.